Messenger RNA from Trichomycterus rosablanca, 384 nucleotides. RefSeq names its product natriuretic peptide B (gene nppb). The transcript is spliced from 2 exons. Gene Ontology annotation, cellular component: extracellular region; cytoplasm. Lineage: Eukaryota; Metazoa; Chordata; Actinopteri; Siluriformes; Trichomycteridae. Gene Ontology annotation, biological process: receptor guanylyl cyclase signaling pathway; neuropeptide signaling pathway; negative regulation of systemic arterial blood pressure. Bases 1 to 384 code for a protein of 127 amino acids. The record is from RefSeq and is a predicted model, not a curated record. Gene Ontology annotation, molecular function: hormone receptor binding; hormone activity.
AUGGCACCUAUUUACAUUCCUUCUGCUUGUUUUCUUCUGCUUUUAAGUUUGCCACUUUCUAGUGCUCAUCCGCUUCAGAGUGCUUCCUUGACCAGCGAAGAUGUAGACGUCUUAAAGCUUCUGCUGCGCCAGCUGGAAGAAUCAUUCCCUACUCAAACCCAGGUGCCUGAGGUUGUGAGCCUGGACGACACUGUGCUCCCAGAGGAGGAGGUCAUCCCCAAGCUUGAGGCCAUCGCAAGGGACUUCCUGUCUGCUCGUGACCUGAAGUCAGUGCGUCAGGACACAGGCUCCAGAAAACACUCGGGCUGUUUCGGCCGCAGACUGGACCGGAUCGGCUCCAUGUCCACCCUGGGCUGCAACAUCGUUGGACGCAAUGGUGAGUAA